This is a messenger RNA of Tachysurus fulvidraco (yellow catfish), 8874 nucleotides long. It is a transcript of the gene fut8b, whose product is annotated as fucosyltransferase 8b (alpha (1,6) fucosyltransferase). Bases 1851 to 3617 code for a protein of 588 amino acids. Gene Ontology annotation, molecular function: glycoprotein 6-alpha-L-fucosyltransferase activity; protein binding. Gene Ontology annotation, biological process: protein N-linked glycosylation. Gene Ontology annotation, cellular component: Golgi cisterna membrane. Lineage: Eukaryota; Metazoa; Chordata; Actinopteri; Siluriformes; Bagridae. The transcript is spliced from 10 exons. The record is from RefSeq and is a predicted model, not a curated record.
AGUUCUGAUUCAAAUGGAAUUUGUCACAGAUAAGACAAUCGUAUACAGUAUGAGACGGAGUGAAAUGAUUUUCAUGACUGUCCUUGAUAUAAAAAUAGGCAUUUAACACUAAGGUCGUUGUAGGUUUUUUGGCGGCUUCCUGUUCGAGGUCGCCACAGCGGAUCACGGUGCCUGCGUAUCAGAUUUGCCACAGGUUUUACACCGGAUGGUCUUCCUGACGCAACCCUUCCAUUUUGUCCAGGCUUUCGACUGGUACUGAGAGUUAACUCUUCGGUGGCUGGAUUAACUCCCUGCCUGGGAAUCGAACCCCGGCUGCAGCAAUGAGAGCCUUGGAUCCUUUCACUGGACUUCUAGGAAGCUCAAUUACCACCAAGGAAUUCUGACUCAACGAUGCGGCAUCUCUCCAUUCGGGAGACACGGAUCAGAAGCAAAGUGUGCAAGUGAGCUGAGAAGAAGGGAAGCAGGGAAGAAUCUGAGGCUGAGACAGCUGUCUUUAAAAGCAGACAAUCUUCAUCUCCAUCUCCAUUUCCACACCAGGUGCUCUGAUCUACUUUAGCCAUUUAAUGAACAACAAGACAGCAAUAAUCUCCCAACAAAAACCCGCUGGACCAAACAACAAAAAAGCAGCAUGUCACAGCAUCGUUCCUGACUUGCCUUUGACGUUCUAGUGUCUCAUACCAUGCUGAUUAAAGUGCACAUGGAAGGACAAUCCAAUAUCAAAUAAAGACAAAUCAGCAAAAUCUAACACUUCCUCUCACCUAAUCUGCUUUAUUUCCUUCUAAGUGGCGUCAUGGUGUCUCCUGCCGAGACGAUCGUAUCAGAGGAAGGCAGACAAGCAGGAAACUGGGACAGUUGCCUCUAAAAAAAAGAUAUAGUGACUCACAAAUAAAGAAAAAAAAAAACAAACAGCAGCACAAAACAACAGCUCUUUCAUGAAUUAGGUCCUUCGGGUCAUUAAAGUGGACAUCUAGUUAUAGCAGAAUCUAACAUAUUGGACAACCAAUGACAUCCUUCUUCCUUCAUGAUGAUCCCAUAUUGAUAAGAUCAAGCAAGUCAUUGGCUAUAGAUCGCCUGUAAAAACUAAGCGAAACAACUACUACUACUGCUACUACUACUAAAAACAAUAAUAAUAAAACAGAUGCAUGAAGCAUGAUUUGUCCCUAAUCAGCUUUCCUCCCAUGAUAUCACAAUUUUGCUAAAAAGAAAAAGAGCAGUUAACAUAAAAAAAAAUAAAAAAUAAAUUACAAAAAAAAUACCAUCCUGCUUCACAGCUGUUAACUCUUGAGAUUGCCCCAUGGUGAUCAAAUUAGAGGCAGAAAAAAAACAACAGAAAAUUAGCAGCAUGACUCGUCCCAAGCCUACUUUAUUUUCUCUGUGAUGUACGCAUUAACGCGGACGAGGACAAAAAACAAUGCUCCUUCAGCACAAAUCAACCAAAAUCGACACCUAAUGAGAAAAAAUGGCUGCCCAAUAGAGGUUCUUCAUUCCUAACUUCUUUAUUUACUGCCUCCAUGAUGUCCACAUGCUAAUAAAGUCGACAAAUUUGGACAAAUGAACCAAUGAACAAAUGGCAACAAAAGCAACGCUUUACUUUCUCAUACUGUCUUCAGCUUUGCUUCCAUCCCUAUUGUGAUUGAGUUCCACGGGAACAGACAAACAGGCAAGAUAACAGAAAAACUUGCUCCGAAAGCAAACUUGUCCCUUUGCAGUAUACCUUGUCCUUGUGCAAUGUCCCCUUGCUGAUCAGAGUGGACGUGGAUGGACAAACUAAUAGCAAAAAACCCUCCCAUCCCUGACUACUCCAUUAUGUCUUAGUGUUGUGAUUAAAGUGGACGUGGACAAGGGACAACAUGCGUUUGUGGACAACGUCCUGGCGCUGGGUGGCAUUGGUGCUGUUGGCCUGGGCGAUGUUGCUCUUCUUUAUGGGCGGCCACCUGGUGCGUGAGAGCCAACACACACACGAAACGACACACACACGCAGAGAGCUCGCCAACAUCCUCACCAAGCUUGAGCGUCUUAAACAGCAGAACCACGAGCUGCGGCGCAUGGCACAGGCCCUAAGAAUACCUGAAGGACAGUCUGUUAAACCCGUCUCUGCAGGUCGGGUGCGUCUUUUAGAGGAGCAGCUUAACAGAGCCAAGCAGGAGAUCCGCAGCUAUCAGAGAGUGUUUGGAGAUGUAGGCCCUGGCCGUGUGCAAGAAGACUACAGAAGGAAGGUGGAGAGAGGUGUGAGGGAGUUUUGGUAUUUUCUGCGUAGCGAGGUGAAAAAGCUGAGCCACGUAGAUCCAGCCGCGUUGCAGACGCACAUCGAUACGCUGCUGCAAGAUCUCGGACACCAACAGAGGUCCAUCCUGACAGAUCUUCACUACCUGAGCCAAGCUGAUGGAGCAGGUGAUUGGAGGGAAAAGGAAGCAAAGGAUCUUUCCAAUCUGGUGCAGAACAGGAUCUCCUACCUGCAGAAUCCUCCAGACUGCAGUAAGGCACGCAAGUUGGUGUGUAACAUUAAUAAGGGCUGUGGUUAUGGCUGCCAACUGCACCAUGUGGUUUACUGCUUCAUGAUUGCGUACGGCACUGAGCGCACACUUGUCCUAGAGUCCCACAGCUGGCGCUACGCCCCUAAUGGGUGGGAGACAGUGUUCAGACCUCUAAGCAACACCUGCACCGAGCGCACAGGAGCAACCACCGGACACUGGACAGGGGAGGAUCAUGAUCGGGAUGUACAGGUGGUGGAGUUACCCAUCGUGGACAGUCUUCACCCCCGACCCCCUUACCUGCCUCUGGCCAUCCCUGAGGAUUUAGCUCCACGGCUUCAGAGACUGCACGGAGACCCCUCCGUCUGGUGGGUGUCUCAGUUCGUCAAGUACCUGGUGCGUCCUCAGCCGUGGCUGGAGAAAGAGAUGCAGGAAGCCGGCAUCAAAAUGGGUUUCAAACACCCCAUCAUUGGUGUGCAUGUGAGGCGCACAGAUAAAGUGGGCACGGAAGCUGCGUUUCACCCCAUAGAGGAGUACAUGCUGCAUGUGGAGGAGCAGUUCCAACUCAUGGCCCAGCGCAUGCAGCUGGAUAAAAAGAGAGUGUACCUGGCAACUGAUGACCCUUCACUGUUACAGGAGGCCAAGAACAAAUACCCUGAUUAUGAGUUCAUCAGUGAUAAUUCCAUCUCGUGGUCGGCUGGACUGCAUAACCGCUACACAGAGAACUCUCUCAAGGGAGUCAUCCUGGACAUCCAUUUCUUGUCCCAGACUGACUUCCUAGUCUGUACAUUCUCCUCACAGGUGUGCCGUGUGGCCUAUGAGAUCAUGCAGACGUUACAUCCAGAUGCUUCAUCCUACUUCUACUCUCUGGAUGACAUCUACUAUUUCGGCGGGCAAAAUGCUCACAACCAGUUAGCCAUCUAUGCACAUCGGCCACGCACUGCUGAGGACGUUGCCCUGGAGCCCGGAGAUGUUAUUGGCGUUGCUGGAAACCACUGGGACGGUUACUCCAAAGGACUGAAUCGCAGACUAGGGCGCACUGGCCUCUAUCCAUCUUACAAAGUGAAGGAGAAAAUCGAGACGGUGAAAUACCCCACCUACCCCAAGGCAGACAAACUGCUCAACUCAGAAAAUAGAGGGAAAUAGACUGAAAGAGACAGUAAGAGACUUUAAAAACAGAGAGAGAGACAUGAAGAGACUGAACCAGACAGAGACAGCUAGAGACAAAAGAGACAGGGUGAGAAUAAUCCCAAAGUAUUUUUUUCCUGUAUAAAGCUUAAUGAUAAAGGACAGAAAAUAAGACAUAGUCCACAAAAAGAUACAUGCUGUCAUGUGUGUGUAUGUGUGUGAGUUAUACAGAGAUGAUGCCAAGAGACGAAGAAAUAGAGAUUGAAGAAGAAAAAAGAUACAAAAAGGAAAUACAAUGGUAUUGAAAGAAAAAGAUAUCAAGAGAUAUGGAAAAAGACAGAGAAAAAAGACAGAGAGAGAUAGAAAAUGACAGAAUGAUACACAAAGAGAUGGAAACAGAUAGAGCCAAAGACAGAGAAAGGAAAGAACGGUCUAAACACAUGAUAAGAGAUCAAUUGUGAGGUAAAGAAGGAGGAAGAUGAACGGGAAGAAACACACAGAGACAGAAAGAGAUUGACAAAGGAGAGAGAGACAUCAUCGACAAAGAUGGAAAAAGAGAAAGGGGUGAAAAGAAACAAGGGAAUGAAACAAAUUAAAAGAAAAACAAGAAGACUGAAAGAGAUCUUUAAAAAAAAAAAAAAAACAAAAACAUGGGAUAUCUUGGAAAAAGACAAAAUUUACAUACCAGGAAUAUUAGAAACUUUGGGACUCUCUGUAUCAGGAGAGACGAGUAAACGAUUGAGAAGAAUGGAUGCACACUGGAGGACACUGGUGUGUGUAGGUUUGUGUGUGUUUUUUACUCAGCGAGAUAAGAUGGAGAAGAAAACCAUGAUGUAAAAUAUCCCAACCAACCUGAGGCAAACGUUACAGAUUACUGCAACAACAACCUACAGUAUACAGAGUCUGCUGAGCGAUACAGGAGGGAUAAUGAGACACAAAGACAGACCAAGGACAUGUGCUUGUGUUGAGACUUAGUACAGCCUCCUGAAUGACUGAUAUGGAUGAAGGCAGAAUGUCCCUGUGUUUGACUGCAGGCUAUUUGGACUCGGCAACAACUGAGCACUAUUUACAAACCCACAACUCUGCCUCGCUUUAUAUUUUUAUUGUUAUUUAAUUGUCCCAGGGUGGAUUUAAGUCAUUUUUAAUCUUGUCUUUUAAUCUCUAUUGCCUGUUAGAUCACUGAUCACUAAAUAACUAGAGGAACACGGUAAAUUAGGGAGAUAGAAAAGCAGAACAAGGAUACAUAUUAGGGUGCUUCUUAUUUCUUUAAUUGCGCUUCCUUAUUUUGGUUUUCUUCCUUCCUUCCUUCCUCAGAAAUCCUGAGCUAAGGUUGCAAGGAAAAAACGACAACAUACAAAGAAAUGGAUACCAAACAUUGUCACGUUAGGUCAAAUAUACUUCACUAUAAAUCACCAUCAAUUAUUGAUUACUUGUCCAGCAUGAUUUAUACUCACUCAGAAUGUAAAAUCAAGCCAAUUUAUUGACCUGGUGUCUAUUGUUUUAUUAUUUAUACUACUCAAUUAGUGUUUUUUUUUUGUUGUUGUUCUUAUUAUUUGUUCGAACCUACACUGAAAAAAAAGUUACUUCAUUGAAAUGUGUACACUGGUUUGACAUAAACUAAAGACGUUAACAGCGAUCGUUUUCGUAUACAUCCACCGUAACGUGAGCAUGUAUUUUUAAAACCCUGCUCAGGAUAACACCAAGGACACUAGCAUUGUGAGGCAGUAGUAUUCAUCAUUCACCGUGCUACUGUGCCACACAGGAGUUAAUUAUGAUAAUUCAACACUAUAUUCACUUCAUCGUGUCAGCACCGACAUCCUCCUGAGAUUUUAAAAUGUAACUUGAUCACAUUCACUCUAAGUAUUUCUAACUAGUAGAUCAGUUGUAAACACUGUAUGUGUUUAAAUUCAAUUUAAACAAUGAAAUCAUUUUCUUAAUGAGAAACCUAGAUUUGUUUUGUAUAAACUAUGGAUAAUGCUUUCUCCGACAACAUUUUUUUUUUCCAGUGUAGGUGGUUUUGUGAAAAUGGUAAAUGUCCAGCACAUGCUUAUGCCACUCAUGGCUUCCACAUAAGCACCUUUCUCCUCAUACUCAUCGCCUUUGCAUGAAUUUAAUGAAUUGAUCGUUCAUAGUUCAAAGAAAUCAGCCUUCUUGGAGACAAUGAUGCAGGAUCUAAAUAUUGUACUGUACCUCCCUCAUACAGGAGAACUCUGGUGCUUAUGCCAGGAACAAUGGAGAUAUUUAGAGUUGACUUGUGCAAGACACUGGUCUUCAAUACCAAAUAGAUUAUUUAAACACAAGGUUGCUCUAAAGUGUACUUGCUACUAGAGCUCCUUGGAUUUUGUGGUUCUGUCAUAAGACCUGAGGCCAUAUGCUUUAAUCACUCAGGUAAAGAGAAGGACAGAGCUGUCAACUUGACAAGUUGGAUUCAUAAUGCAAGGUCCCAGCCAGAUUUAUGGAGAACCUUCUGGGUUGCUUGGGACCUUCAAUGAGAGACAAAUUGUUAUGUCCAAAUUGACUUCUCUCUUGUACUGAUUGAGGUUGGAGACAUUAAUUCACAAUGGACCAUAUUUAAGUUCUCAAUCAUAGAGGCAACUGUGGCCCCUUAAUAUCAUUAAGAAUUAUAGAGAGAAGGACUGCUGUAUAGGCAGUUACAGACUCAUGGGUCAUGGAAUAUGAAGAGGCCAAUAAAAAGAUUUAUGUUGGCAAAAAACGAAGGAGAAUGAAGAGGAGAAAAUACCAUUCACCAGCUCUGCUAGCAAGUGAAUGUAAGUGCUGACCUCUGCUGGGGAUAAUGUUGAUCAAUGGGUGGAGCACUUUGAGGAAUUAUAGAUGGACCGCUUUGAGUGGUUUCAAAGAGGCAUAGUGUCAAGGCUGCAAGACAUGGAUGGGAUUUGGCCAGAAAUAUUGAAGUCAUUGGACAAGGUUGGGGUUGUGUGGUUAACAUGCUCUUUCAAUUUUGUAUCAAGAUCUAUGGCAUUGCCCUUGGAAUGGCUACCAGGGCUGGUGGUUCUUAUUUUAAUAAGGGGGGGGGGGGGGGCAGAUGAUGUAAUCCACUUUAGAAUUAUGCUCCUCAGCCUCCCACCAAAAGUCCAUAUCAGGGUUCUGGAAAGGAGUCGGUCAGAUAGUUUAACCCAGAUUUUAGGUGAGAUAUCGAUGAUUACACCAGGUCAUACCAGCUCUUUAUUUGUGUGAAACUCUGUGAGGGGUUAGGUAAGUGUGCAAAUACAGUCUACAUUGGUGUUGUGGAUUUGGAGAUGGUAUAUGAUUGUAGGAGGUGAGACAGGAGGUACUGCAGAAGUAAAAGUAUCAGGAUCACUACUUCAUGCAAUCCGGUGUUUGUGCAAAGCAUUAAGUUGAAACUGUUUAAUGUGGUUGACCGUACAAAGGGGCUGACUUGUCUCUUAUGUGUGGUUUUCAUGGACAGGAUGUGUCUGUCGUGUGAGGCUAGAGGUAUGUCUGAGCCUGUGGUUGUCUCCAGAAAGACUGGGAUGCUUCUUUCAGGUGAGGGGAUAGACUAUAUCCCUGUUGGAGGUCUUAGGAUCUUAUUCAUAAGUUAUGAAAAUAAAACAUUUGAGAUUCAAAGGAUCAGAUAAGAAGCAGCAGUGUAACAGUUACUCCACUGGUUUGUUGUGAGGAAAGAAGAUCUAAAUCCUGUGAGGAUUAAACUCUUUGUUUAAAACUUUACCACUACACAGUCUAUGUCUCUAUUCUAACCUGUGGUCACAAGAUGUGGGAGUGGUUAAAAGAAUGUUGCUUCAACUGGUGGAAAAGAGGUUCUUGACAAGCUGUAAAAGUAGUCAAUCAUGUCGUCGGUCAGCUCCGGCUAGAGCGGAAUGAGGGCUGUCACAUUAGGUGGUAGACUCCAGGGCAAAGCAUGGACCUACUGGAGUCAUUAUAUUUCUUAGUUGGGUCCUAUAAACGUCCCAGAAGGAGCUGUAGUCAGCAACUUGGUAUAGAAAAGGAGUUUAGGAUGGCCUUCUCAAUCUGUUGGCAGUUUGUAGGCCAGAGGCUGAAGAAUCUAGGUUUUUGAAGUUACAGUAUGAGGCGUCAAUUACAUAUUGAGAAGCACCCUUAAAAUUAUGGGAAUGAGGAGAACAUAGGGAAAUUUAAAAUGUAAAGAAAUAAAUUAGGAUAAAUUGGAUAAAUUAGGGCAACAGUGAAACUUGAUCAGUGUUUUUACUACAGUAAAUAACUGUCUGCGUUCUUGAGGGACAAACUUAUUUCCUCACUUAGACAUCACUUGCCUUUUUCAUUUUUUCGCCACCUUGGACUUUUGUGAGAACUAUUACAAAUGUUUACUAUAGAAAACCAUUGACAGCCAUUACAAAGUGUGGAUAAAAAAGACAAGAUAGAAGUCUGACAUAACUACUCAAACACCAGCAGAAAUUGCUGAGAACUGUCCAGUUACAUGUGGACUAAUAUUCUCAUAAGCAUGCGUGAAUUACGUUCCUCUAUCCCUCUCAGUUUACUACACCACUUAAACUAAAUGGGGAAAUGGGGAGAAUCAAGAUUAUUCAAAUGUACCAAAUCAUCUGUUUAUGGAUUUAUCAAUAUUUGUCACAUUGCUCAGUAGAUCUUUGUUUGUUUGUUUGUUCGUUUUUGUUUUGUUUUGUUUUUCUUUUCUUUUUCUUUUUUUGUUUCGGCUUAAAAAUUACCCAGACUGGUUGAGACCUUUCAAGAAAGUACUUAAAAUAAAAAGAAAAAUAUGUGUACUUUGUGUGUGCUAAUUUAAACAAGCAAAACCAAUACAACUACAUAUACCAAGACUAGGAACUAGAAGCAUUUAGGAAACUAAGAACGUAGGAACAAGAUAAAAAGAGGUAAACACAGAAGCAGGAAAAUAGAAAUGGGAAACAAGCUUAAUUGUGAAACAACCAAUGGGAAAUCUGAAAACCGCUGCUAGAACCCAAUAGUGUAGAAAUAGCAAAACAAAGCAAGCAUUAAUACAAAAAAAUGAGCAAAAUCAUUCAAGAAAACCAGCAAUGUAGGAAACAAGGAGCAACCAAGAAGCCUCUGUGACACUAAUCAACAAAUUAGUGUUUAAAAACAUAUGGAGUUUGUCUUAAAGUCCCCACAUGCCCCUUUACGAGCUCAUGUGUGUUUUUAUUGAUUUAUCUUUCUACUUGCGGUACCUUUUCAGUAUUUUAAUCUGAGAUUUGUAUUUAUUUUAUAAUGAAAAAUAUUCUGAACCAUCUGAGAAUGUUUUCAAAGGAGAUGUUUUCCUACGUUAUGUUUUAAAGUAUUGUGUUUGAUAAACCACAGAUCAAUUAAA